Colletotrichum graminicola M1.001 is the source of this 1542-nucleotide messenger RNA. Its product is annotated as major facilitator superfamily transporter. Gene Ontology annotation, cellular component: membrane. The record is from RefSeq and is a predicted model, not a curated record. The transcript is spliced from 4 exons. The coding region runs from base 1 to 1542 and encodes 513 amino acids. NCBI's taxonomy places the organism in Eukaryota, Fungi, Ascomycota, Sordariomycetes, Glomerellales, Glomerellaceae. Gene Ontology annotation, molecular function: transmembrane transporter activity. Gene Ontology annotation, biological process: transmembrane transport.
AUGGCGGCAGCGAACGACGAGAUGAGCAUCACACAGGGUCUCGACACCAAGGGCGGCGAUGUCGCCAACAUCGAAGACCAGUCCCCUGCGGACCCCAACGCUCCGCGGACCAUGAGCCCGGAGCGCCGCGUGGUUGUCGAGAAGAGCUUGAAGCGCAAGAUUGACACGCGAUGCUCGCUGUUCGUGCUCAUCUACAUCAUGAACUACCUCGACAGAAACAACAUCGCGGCCGCCCGCCUUCGCGGUCUGCAAACCGACCUCAACCUGAACGAUACCCAAUACGCCACCUGCCUGAGCAUUCUGUACGUCGGCUACAUCCUCAUGCAGGUCCCCUCCAACAUGAUCAUCAACAAGAUCUCGCGCCCCUCCUGGUACAUCUCCGCUGCCAUGGUGGUCUGGGGCCUCAUCUCGACCCUGUCCGGCGUCACCACAAACUUCGGCGGCAUGGUCGCCACGCGCUUCUUCCUGGGUUUCAUCGAGGCCGCCUUUCUGCCCGGCGCCCUCCUCAUCCUGUCCAAGUGGUACACCCGCCGCGAGCUCAGCACCCGCAACGCCAUCCUCUUCUGCGGCAACCUCAUCUCCAACGCCUUCUCCGCCCUGAUCGGCGCCGGCGUCCUCUCCAACAUGCAGGGCGUCCUCGGCCACGCUGCCUGGCGCUGGCUCUUCUGGAUCGAGGGCGCCAUCACCAUGACCAUCGCCAUUUCCGCCGCCUUCAUCCUCCCCGACCUGCCCACCAACUCCAAGGGCUUCACCGAGGAGGAGCUGUACGUUGCGCAGCUGCGCAUGACGGAGGACGUCGGCGAGGCCGAUGUCGACUCGCAAGAGAUGGGCCCCAUGGAUGGGUUGUACAUGGCCGUCAAGGACGUCAAGAUCUACGUCAUGAUGAUUACCUUUACGGCCUACGUCGUGGGUCUGUCGUUCAACGCCUUCUUCCCCACUCUCACCGGUACCCUCGGCUUCGAUUACGUCCCGACUCUACUCAUGAGCUCGCCUCCCUGGGCCUUUUCCUGCAUUGUCUCCCUUAUCAACGCCUGGCACGCCGACCGUCAGCAAGAGAGAUUCUGGCACAUCGUCGGCCCCAUCUGCGUCGGUAUGGUCGGUUUCGUCAUCUCCAUGUCGACCCUCAACGUAGCGGCCCGCUACGUCGCGCUCUUCCUCCAGGCCAGCUCGUACGCCGGCUUCAUCGUCUUCUACUCCUGGAUCUCCUCUUCCUUCCCCCGCCCGCCCGCCAAGCGCGCCGUCGCCAUCGCCAUGAUCAACGCCUUCUCUCAGCUGGGUAACAUCGCCGGGUCCUACGUCUGGGGCCUCAAGGACCACGGCUACCGCAAGAGCUACGGCAUCGUCACUGCCAUGUUCGGCGUCACUAUCAUCGGCUGCUACGUCUUCAAGGUCAUCCUCGACAACCUCAACAAGAAGCUCGAGGCCGGCGAGCGCGCAUGGGAGGUUCACGGCGACGUUGCCCACCAGACCGCCGAGGUCACUGACGGCGACGAGAUUGCCGCUGCUCGCAAGAUGGGCAAGGGCUUUAGGUACCUUGUCUGA